Molecule: messenger RNA, 1720 nt
Organism: Cladocopium goreaui
Lineage: Eukaryota; Dinophyceae; Suessiales; Symbiodiniaceae
Source: the annotation of a GenBank genome assembly
GGCCAUUUGACCGUCCGUGAGUUCCACAGAGACUGGAAAUGGGGGAGAUCUUUGUGAACAAACUCUACACUCUGCAUUUUGUUUUUACCUGGAUUCUGGCUGUGGUUGUGGCAGUGAAUUGGUGCUACUGUUUCAAGUUGGCCUUGCCGCAAUACUCAGAGUCCCUGCUGCCAUGGUCCAUUUAUACGGCCUUUGUCACACUUCUCAUGCCCGUUGUGAAGAUGGGUUUGCUUUAUAUGGAGAAGCAGCAUGAAAGAUGGGGAAAGAACGUGAAGAUAUGCCAGGCUCUGCUAAUAACGAUGACUGGUAUGGUGGUUGGAACCAGUUGGUCUGGUUGGGUCUCCCUGCUGUUUCCCUACGUCUCGGAUUUCAGUUCUCCCGGACCUACCGGGAUCACCUUGGCCCUGUUGGUAACGGCUGUGUUUAUCGUCAUCCAGGCUGCAUUGGAGAAAUUCUUGGAGAAUAAGCAAGACGAUAGCACUUGGUACGUGAUUUCAUACGAGAUUUUGCUGAACUCCCUGUGGUCAUCCCUGGGUUAUUUCUGGAAUUCAGUCUGGAACCGUUUCCUCAUGAAGCUGCAGCGCCGGGACCGGAAGCCGGGCCGAAAGCCGGGACCCAAGGCCACAGGGGCCGCGGCGAUGCGGCAACUGACGGGGGCCCAACGCACUGGGCCAGAGCACAAGUUCCAGACCAUUCAGGAUAAAAUGAAUGGCAGGCCCAACCAGGUAGAUGACAAUGGACCCGGCUACAGGCCCUUGCUGAUCAAAGCCGCUAUCACACUGUCAGUCUGCCUGGUGCUGCUCUACCUGCUCCCUGAAGCCCGCGAGCGGCCAGAAAGUGGGGCAAGCCGAGGAUGGCACCGACGACGUUUCUGGAUCGCUGCCAAGAUGAUGUUGAUCAUCAUUCCAAGUUAUGCUGUCACGGAUGCUGGGUUUUACUUUGGAACCCAGUUUGUGGGGACGAAGACUGGGAGCGAACAGCUGGGAUUGCUGGUAGCCUUUGGCUACGCGGUAUUGAUGACGAUUCUUAUUUUACGAUUCGCGAAAUACUUGCAAUGGAAGCCUCAAUCGAUUUACGCUGGUCGCUUGUUGACUCUGGGCACGUGGCUAGUGUGCUAUGCUUGGUGGUACCCUUGGCAGGAACUCUUGUAUCAGAUUCAAGGUUACGGACUGUGGGAACUGAACUUGAAGCUGAGAAGCACAAGCCUUUCUGGACUUUUUGGGCUGGUUGUGUGAUUGACUUUAGAUCAUUUGAACUGAUGUGAAUGUCCUUUUUUCAUGGUUUGGGGAUUCCAUGGUAUGCCCAAAAUCGUGAAGCCUUCUUUUUGUCCAAACUGGCGCAGUGGAGAUCGCCAGAGAUUGGGUACCUCAAUGAACCUUACAGAUCCAUUGACAUCAGGAGUAGCUCCAUGGAAUGCUUCUUCCAAGUGCUAAUCACGCUUGCUGGAGCCUUGUGUUUUACGCUACUUGUAGGCUUUUCCAUAGCGCAGCUCACAGCUUGGCAAUGCGUCCUUGGAACGCAAGAUGUUGACGAAGCUUUAUUGGAGGAUGUGACGUCGCGUGAUGAGCAACUUCGUAACUUUGCAAAUCGCCUGGGAUUGCAACCUGCAACUGCAGCACCUUGCUUGGAACUGACUCCUGGACAUAGUGGGGCUGGUCUCGAUGUUGAAGGCUAAAUUUGGAAUCGACACAGCAAAGAUAUGCGCCUUUGGUUGGGAAAA